This is a messenger RNA of Trichobilharzia regenti, 1492 nucleotides long. The record is from the annotation of a GenBank genome assembly. Lineage: Eukaryota; Metazoa; Platyhelminthes; Trematoda; Strigeidida; Schistosomatidae.
GUUUGUUGAACCUUUCUACGUUACAAAUUUCCAAUAUUGAAACAUUGAAUGCGGCUACCCGGGAUUUUGUUUCCGUAAACCGAAUGUCGUGGGUACUAGACAGUUAGAAAGAAAUGUAUGUGGAUACUCAAGACCAGUCAACUACGAGGCUGGGAAUUAUAAUUCAGCCCCACCUUAUCAAUUUUUCUGUCAGUUAGCACAUGGAAGUCCAACAGGCAUAAUUCAUGGGUUUACAACUAUUCGACAGCUCUAUUCAAAAAUAUCAGAGUGCUUUGAUAUAAGUCCCUCUCAGAUAAUGUUCUGUACACGAAAUACGCACAAGUUAGAUAUGGAAAAGCUGCUUUGCUAUGAAAUUGGUUUAAACGACUUCCUUUUCGCGCAUAUACAAGGACAACCGAAAGAGAUUAAAAUACGCAAAACAAGUGAAUCAUUUGGUUUAACUUUGACAGAUAAUGGUUGUGGUGUUGUCAUUAUAAAACGUUUACAACCAAAUGGUUUAAUGGAUAGAGUAUCAAAAGCCUGUGGUAAUCUAAUACAACCAGGGGAUCAAAUUGAGAAAAUCAAUGAUAUAUCAUUUACUGGUAAACGUCAUUAUCAUGUUGCAGGAUAUUUACAAACUAUUCCUAUUGGAGGCGUAUUUUGUCUUCGAUUAAUUUCACCGGAACGUUGUCCUAUGUAUAUGUUAAGUUCACGAUCGAGUGGUAGAAGUGGACGUCAAAUAGAAUCGGGAAAAAGAACAAUACGUUUAAGACAAGAUGGUAAAGUUGAAGAGAGUGAAAUAGUGGAUGUUGAAGUCGAAGGUACACAAAGAAUUAAUAAUAUUCUUGGUGAGUGUUUAGGAUUUGAAGAUAAUGAACUUGCAUUCUACAUUUACGAACUGGCGAAAUCCUCCUAUCUCCCACGGGAUUUAGAAUAUCAUUUAAAUAGUAAUAAAUUAUUUGAUUUCAAUUUACCUAAAAAUUUAAUCAGUAAACUAUGGAGAGUAGCAAAUCUACAAGAAUACUCGACAACUAAUCCACGAUCACCACAGAAUCAUAGAAAGAUAAAUUACAAGCCUACCUCUGAUUUGAAAACAAAUCUUUAAACUGAAAGACUGACAAACAUCCUGCUGAAGACAAAUUUAUCACUUUACCCUUUUAUUAUUUAUGAAAUAUUUAAUCACUAGCUCUGUUGUACAUUGAUUAUGAAGUCAAUUUUCUAAUUAAUUUUCUAUCAUUUUACAUACAUACACACACACACACAGGUAGGUCGCAUUAAUCAAUUUGAUGUGGAUGAGUUGAUGUAAAGAUUUCAUUCGCCUCCUUCUUUUGUGUGCCGAUGUGUGUGCAUGUGUGCUAGGAUAUUUUUUGCAUUGUAAUUUCUUCCUUUCCUUUCUUUACUUUUUGAUUAUCCUUUUGUAUUAUUGUUAGCUUGCCUCUCUCUCUCUCUCUCUCACCAUCUCUGCUUAUGCUUAAAUAACUAUGCUCAAAAAUAAUACGCCUAAUUUAUUUAA